AUGAAGACCUUAUCUCCUUCGCUUGCAGUUUCGGCCACGAACACAAACGACGAAUUUCAGAUCGCCGUGUGCCUGACGGUUCUCGCGUCGACGAUCGCCGCCGGGGAGAAACCGACGAACACCGUUUCGGUGUCUUCUGGCACGGCAGCGAUCCAGGGGAACACGAUCCAGAAGUUGAUCAAGAUUCUGGAGAAGUACGGCCUGGAGGAGCAGAGGGGCUUGAAGAGGGUCUACCUGAGCAACAGGUCGAUCACAUGCAACGACGGAUCGCAGGCUGGGUUCUACCUGCGGAAGUCGCACGGCUCCAAGAGAUGGAUCAUUUUUCUGGAAGGUGGCUGGUACUGCUACGACCAUAAAAGCUGCAGAAACAGGUGGCUCAGGCUCAGGCAUCUGAUGACGUCGACUCAGUGGCCUGAGACACGCGACGUUGGUGGCCUGUUAUCAGCGAACCCGGAGGAGAAUCCGUACUGGUGGAACGCGAAUCACGUAUUCGUCCCUUACUGCACGAGCGACAGCUGGAGCGGCACCAGAGCUUCGCCGAACGAGAUGUUCUCGUUCAUGGGCGCAGAGAUUGUGCUGCAAGUGGUGCGGGAUCUGGUCCCCCUCGGACUCGAGAACGCGAGCUCUCUUCUUUUGGCUGGCAGCAGCGCCGGUGGCACCGGCGUCAUGUUGAACUUGGACCACGUGCACAGUUUGGUUCAUCACAGUCUUGGCUUGAAACACAUCGCGAUCAGAGGCGUAUCCGAUUCGGGAUGGUUCCUCGACAGAGCUCCCUACUCGCCGAACGGUUUGUCACCGGUUGACGUUGUUCACAAGGGGAUGGAACUUUGGAAAGCUCGAAUGCCGCGCAACUGCGCCGACGAGCACCCAAACGAACCGUGGAGGUGCUACUUUGGCUACAGAUUGUACCCAACGUUGACUGCGCCGCUGUUCGUUUUCCAAUGGCUGUUCGACGAGGCGCAGAUGUCGGCGGAUAACGUGGGCGCACCGGUGACUAAGCAACAAUGGGAUUACAUACACAAGAUGGGCGACAGUCUGCGACAGACGUUCGAAAACGUCAGCGCGGUCUUUGCGCCGAGCUGCAUCAGUCACAGCGUUCUGACGAAGAGGGAUUGGCAGUUGGUCAAGAUCGACGAGGUUUCCCUGGCGCAGGCGUUGCACUGUUGGGAGCAAAUGCCGAUUGGUAAUCGUCGAAACGACACUCGUUCGCCAAUUGAGACGAACCAGCCGUGCGCGAAGUCGUUGCGGAAACUGCUGCGAUCCGGCCUGACGAAGGGAAACGGAACUUCGUUCGAGCCGGAAAGGAGCGGCAAGAGCGAGUUCGUGGCGGAGUUGCAGAAAGUCAGCUCGCCGAUGACCGGUGGCAAGCCGAUCGAGGGGAAUGUCUCGCCGAACGUUUCCUCGCAGAACGGCAGGGAGAAUAAAAAGAGGAAGAGGCGGAAGCACAAAGGGAAACGCAGGGAGAGGAACAAGGUGUCGAGGACGAAGAAGGAGAAGCACGAGCGCAGGAAGUCUGCAGGCCGCCGGAAGGGUAACAAGCAGAACAACGACAGCAACCACACGGGCAUGUUCAACGGGACCAGACCGCAGCGCUCGGUGAUACCAUCUGGCAAACGGAAGUGUGUCCAGGGCUGCCACUUCCGGUUAAUCGAACGUUGCACUUGGCCGCAGUGUAAUCACAGCUGCCCGAAGCUGCACAACCCGUUCACCGGCGAGGAAAUGGACUUCAUCGAGUUGUUGAAGAGCUUCGGCCUCGAUAUGAAGAGUGUGGCGAACGCGUUGGGCAUCGACAUACAAACGUUGAACAGUAUGGAUCACGACGAGCUGCUAAAUCUUCUUACGCAACGGGCCAACUAAUAGCCCUCCCCCCCCCAGACUAAUGUUAAAAAGACUACAUUCCGUUGAUGGAACAGCGUAGUAAUUUGUAACUUGUCAUUUUCUUCGUCGUUCGAUCGAGCGAGUGAAAUGGCGACUCCUUAGGAAUCUAGAAUCUUCUUCGAGGAAAGAGGAAAUCGAAAGGAAAUUAAAUUGUACAUAUGAUUUGUCAGAGUUUCUACGAAAUAUUAUUGGAAUCGAUCAUCGUCCGACGGGGUCGAGUUUAUCUACCAGCGAAAUUACGAGAAUCCUCGACUCUCUCGCGUGUGAAGCGUAAAAUUUUCACACCGAGCGUCUUUAAUUUAUAUUCGAUAUAUAGGUUGUAAUCGUGUAAUAUCGCGUUACGAGUAUAAUUCACCGUUGAACAACGCAGUUUGCUGAUCACAGCCACCGACACGUGGCGUUCACCGUUCAAUUUACCAAAACAUCCUUCGCUUUCCUUCAACGUUUGUACCUGGUCGAGUAGAGAGAGAACAGCACGCAGCUAUUGCAAACUUAUUCCUUUCAAUUGUACGACAUUCGGAUACGAUAUCGGUUAGGGCGAAGAGAUCCUCCGGCUAGAAGAGCUAGCCUAGAGACUUAAUGAAGUUUCGAACGAAACGAGCAAUGCAAUUAACAGAGGAAUAUCAAACGUAUUACCGAAGAAAAUUCGGGCUGAAAGACGUUCAGUAUUAACACUGCCCGGCUUAUGGUCGUGCUGCCGUUCGAUGUCCCCGCUGGGACCGCGCCGGCGGGGGAGGGGUGGCAAAUUAAGUCGAAACGUUCAACUCGAUCCAAUAGAACACGCCGGAACUGAGUUUUGCAAAUUGAUGCCAAUAACGAGCAAACCGACCGACAAAGCAGCUUCAUAGACUGAUUAAAUUAUCUACCUCAACGAAUCAAAUCGUAUUAACGUCCUUGUCUGUAUUAUAAACGCCGAUUAGUAUAGUUUAACGCGCGCACGAGUAAUUAAGGAGUAUAGCGUCAACGCGUGCGCGUGCACGUAAGAAGAUGCCGCGCGUCGUUGUAUCUAAUUGUGCCCAAUCAUUGUAAUAUACUUCUCUAUAGAAUUAAUCAAUUAUUUAUUUAACGCGAGAGGAAGGAACGCAACGAUCAAAGACGAGAAGGAUUUCUUCUUUGAGCGUUUAAUUUAUUUUUCACGCGAUGCGAUCGAUAUCGAUCGUCUUCCUUCUCCUCUUUCUCCUUCACCUCUUCGACACACUCUCUCUCUCUCUCUCUCUCUCUCUCUCUUCGCUCUCGCGUUCUUAUGUACUUAGAAAGCAUUGUUAUUUUGUACUCACGUGAUAUUGUAAAUAAAUUGUAUACCUGUUGUACUAAACGAA
This is a messenger RNA of Frieseomelitta varia, 3197 nucleotides long. RefSeq names its product palmitoleoyl-protein carboxylesterase NOTUM (gene Notum). NCBI's taxonomy places the organism in Eukaryota, Metazoa, Arthropoda, Insecta, Hymenoptera, Apidae. The coding region runs from base 1 to 1857 and encodes 618 amino acids. The transcript has 8 exons. The record is from RefSeq and is a predicted model, not a curated record. Gene Ontology annotation, molecular function: hydrolase activity.